Molecule: messenger RNA, 2560 nt
Organism: Metopolophium dirhodum (rose-grain aphid)
Lineage: Eukaryota; Metazoa; Arthropoda; Insecta; Hemiptera; Aphididae
Gene: mre11
Product: double-strand break repair protein MRE11
Exons: 9
Coding region: 285-2045 (586 amino acids)
Biological process (GO): double-strand break repair via homologous recombination; mitochondrial double-strand break repair via homologous recombination; mitotic intra-S DNA damage checkpoint signaling
Cellular component (GO): Mre11 complex; nucleus
Molecular function (GO): DNA endonuclease activity; 3'-5'-DNA exonuclease activity; manganese ion binding
Source: RefSeq, a predicted model, not a curated record
GUACUGACAGUACCGUACAUUUGAAGUUUGAAUAUUAUAAAUUUACGGGACUUCCGAGUUGUCCAUUCUCCACAAUUGUUACAUUGUUAAUUUUUAGUUGAAAUGCUGAAUAGUGGACAGGGGAAUAAAUUGUAAACUGUUUAGUGUUUAGUCUUAGUGUUUUAAUUCGUAGUUUCAUUUUUACUCUUUUGACUAUAAGUACUGAGCUGUACUUGUAGGAAUUUAAAAUUAAUUUUCUCAAUUUAAGUAUAACACUAUAGUAUUACUCUCAUUUGAAUUGCAAAAUGUCUUCUAACGCAAUUGGUCACGACGAUUCAGAAAACUUCAAAAUUCUUGUAGCAACUGACUUACAUUUGGGUUUUGAAGAGAAAAAUUUGGUUCGAGCUGAUGACACAUUUAAUACAUUUGAAGAAGUGUUACAAUUAGCAGUUAAACAUGAAGUUGAUUUUAUUUUGUUGGCUGGUGAUCUAUUUCAUGUCAACCAGCCUUCAGUAGCAUCUUUGGAAAGAUGUAUUUCCCUCUUACGUCAUUAUUGUUUGGGUGACAAGCCUAUAAAUAUGGAAUUUGUUAGUGACCAAGCUGAAGUAUUUAAACAUUGCAAUAAUCCCAUUGUUAAUUUUGAAGAUCAAAAUCUUAAUGUUUCGAUUCCAGUUUUUUCAAUUCAUGGCAAUCAUGAUGAUCCUUGUGGGAUUAGAGAGAUAUCAUGUAUGGAUCUUUUAAGUUCAAUGGGCUUAAUCAAUUACUUUGGCAAACAAACAAAUCUUCAAGAGCUCAAAAUAAAUCCUAUACUUUUAAAGAAAGGAUCAAAUAAACUUGCCAUUUAUGGUUUGAGUCAUAUUAGAGAUGAAAGGUUGGAACGAUUAUUUAAGGAAAAAAAAGUAUUUAUGAAUCGCCCAUUAGAAGAUGUAGAUGAUUGGUUCAAUAUAUUUGUAUGUCAUCAAAAUCGUGUAAAUCGUCCUGGUACAAAAUAUUUAUCAGAAAAAUGUAUUCCAAGUCAUAUAAUGCUUACUAUUUGGGGACAUGAACAUGAAAGUUUAAUUGAUCCUGUUCGAGGGGAAUCAAAUUCAGGUUAUAUUUGCCAGCCAGGCAGUACAGUCGCAACAUCUAUGUGUGAAGGAGAAGCCGGUAAUAAAUAUGUUGGAUUGUUAACUAUCAGUGGUAAACAUUUUAGAAUGGAACCACUGGAAUUGAAAACUGUUAGGCUGAUGCACUUUGAGACAGUAAAACUGUCAGAAUGUGAUGAAGAUGUUAGUACUUCAAAGAAAACUCAGGAAUUUGUAAGAAGACAAAUUGAGGAUAUCUUAUCGAGAUUGAGUCUUAAAUGUAGCGGUCACAACAAACAACCAAAAUUACCAUUAAUACGACUCAGAGUUGAAUAUACUAAUGAAACUCAACAUUUUAAUGGUAUUCAGUUUGGACAUGAAUUUCAAGACCGUGUUGCUAAUUCUAAUGAUAUGAUAUUAUUAAGAAUGGAAAAGAAGAGUGUCCAAAAAAAAACCAAGUGCAUUGAUGAUCAAGUUCUUUCAAAUAUCAUGGAUGAUGAAGAAAUGGAGAAAAUUGAACAUAUUGUUGAUCAAUAUUUUAGAACUGCUAACGAAGAAAAUCAACUAGAAUUAUUGUCUGUUGAUGGUAUGGCUGAAGCAGUUGAUUGGCUUGUAAAUAAAUCAUGUCAUGAUGCAAUAAAAAGAGUUGUAGAACAUCAAAAGAAAAAAAUGAAGAAUUAUGUCAUAAAACAAGAAGGUCUCAACGAAAAUAACAUAUCAGAGCACAUUAUUAGUUAUCAUAGUUCUCGCACCCAAAAAUCAAAAGAUGAAGCUAAUGAUGUUCGUGAAGUAUUGAGUUCACAGCAACAUACAACUCAAAAUUAUUCUGACAAUGAUUCAAAUAUUUCACCUGUAAACUCAGAUGAUGAAGAAAUUAGUAAUAACUCUUCAACAAGUAGUGUUCAAAACGUCCGGGGUAAAAGAGGUCGCGGUAGCAGAGGACCUAGAGCUACUACCAGAGCUAGAGGAAGAGCAAGAGGCCAGACUACUCUUAAUUUUUAAAAAAAAAUAUUGGCAUCAAUGAUUUUUCUAAUUUACAUUCUAUUAUUAAUCAUUUUUAUUGUUAUUUAUUACAUACAAGUUAAAACAGAUUUAGUAAAUAUAAUAACUACCUAUGGUUUUAUUUUGUUUGGAAUCGUCCCAGCAAACAAAUAGUAACUAUUUUAUAAUGCUAUAAUUUGAUUGGUUCUAAAUUUUAAUAUAAGAUUUUAUCUUUAAUAGUAUCACAAAUUCGCAAAAAUAUAAAGUAUUUGUUCUAUUUUACGUAGGUAAUUAAUAAUUUUUUAAAAGCAAAAAAAUAUUAUGGACGAUUAUACCAGUUUCUAGUUUUUUAAAUCAUAAUAAUUUUAAAAUAGUAAUUACUAUCAACUGUUUGAACCAUAGAGGCUUAUAUUUAAUAUAAUAUACCUUAAGAAAUUCAGUUAAUGUUAUUUAAAUUUUAAAUUAUGUAUGUUAAUUUCAGUAUGAUUAAAAUUAAUCAUAACUAAUAUUUAAAAUUUAAAUCUCUAAUGUAAAAU